UCCCGCUCCCCGACUAGAACCAAUCGCAAUCGUUAACCACAACAUUUGUCUGUUCCUUAAACUUGAAUGCGACUGUAAUUGUAAUUGUAAUAACGAGGGUUUGGGUUUUGGGGUUUAACCCUUCUUCUUCUUCUUCUUCUUCUUCUUUCAGGUUUGUAGAAAGUUGUUGUUUUGAAAAAUGAUGCAUUCUGUAGUAAAGGGUGGAUGGAGGCCAACAUUUGCUCUUGCUAAGCAAAAUGAUUCUGAAGGGAGAAAGUCUCGGAUUCGACGCUCUAAGGAAGAAAGAAAGGCAAUGGUUGAAUCCUUCAUUAAGAACUACCAAGAGUCAAAUGGUGGAAACUUUCCAUCACUUAAUCUUACACAUAAAGAAGUUGGUGGCUCUUUCUACACUGUCAGGGAGAUUGUACGGGAUAUAAUUCAAGAAAAUCGAGUGUUAGGUCCUGCUAAAUUUAACUUAGAGGACUUCAAUGUUGAUAAAUUUUUGGAACAAAAUCCAUUGGGUUCAAUUGCAAGUGGUCCUCAACCUUUUCUGGAUUCAUCUUCAAAUGAACACCAUCGUACACAUAACAAAGUUCCAGAUACGAAUGGCACAAUGCUUUCUGUUUCUGAGAGGCAUUAUACUGAUGCAAAGCAUCAGGAGAUUGACAAUGGGCAUGCCAUAGAUGUUGGCUAUGUAGAUGUGACUAACAAGGAAAGUAUUGAAGCCAAUGUUGUUUCUGAUGAGUGUUAUACUGGAGCUGAGCAUCCAGUGGUUGACAAUGGGCAUGUGGUAAAUGCUAGCCAGGUAGAUAUGACAAACAACGAAUCUGUUGAAGCUGCUGUUGUUUCUGAUGGGUAUUUUCCUGCAGCUGAGCUCGAGAUUGUUGACAAAGAGGACAAUAUAGAGGCUAGCCAGGUAGAUGUGACAAAUAAGGAAUAUGUUGAAGCUGUUGUUGUUUCUGAUGACCAUUGUACUAGAGCUGAUCUCGAGGUUGUUGACAAAGGGAACAACAUCGAUGGUAGCGAGGUUGAUCUGAUAAACAAGGAAUCCAAUGAUGCUACUAUACCCGAGAAUCAGGUAAGUAAGCCCGUGGUACCCAAAGAGAAUGCCGAACAAGAGUUGGCAGCUACCACAGUGCCAUUGGCCAAAGUAAAUGUUCUGACAAAAAACUUGAUAGUAGAGACAUUUCCAUUAAGGUCUGUUGCUAGGACUAGCAACAGAAUAGAAGGUUCAGGAGAGUUGCGGGACUCUGAUAAUUCCCUGGAAAUGGAUAUAAAGAAGUUGGAAUUGGAAGAAGACAAGAAGUCCGCAUUAAAUGAUAUAAAGCUCACAAAUAAUUCUAAUUUGUUGGAUGACAAAUUUGAGAAUGCCCUUGAAAACAAAACAUUAAAGGAAAUCUCAAACCCUAGGCAUGAUACAGAAAGUGGAAAUCAUUCUAUCCAAAAAGAACAGGUCAGUGCAUCACAUCAGAAAGCUAUAACUUUGGAAACCAAUAACCAAAGUCGGAUUGAAGAUACAGCCAAGAAAAACAUUCAAGACGAAGGUCUGCAUGAAGCUGAUAAAUAUAGACUUGAUGGUCAACUUGGUGGCAAUUCCCAGAGAAGAAUCAACGCAACCGUAGAUAGGAUCAAUCUAGAAUCAUGGGAUGGAAGAUCCAAGAAUUCUGCGAAAAAGGAACCCAACCCUCUUUUAGCUCUAUUGAAAGCCAUUGUCAAUGCGUUUGGGAAAUUUUUGUCAGAAUGAUGAUUUUUGUAUUUGUUUGUUAUACUUUUCCAUUGCGCUGUUAUCUAAUGUGAUUGUCGAGUUGAUGUUUUGUAUCUGAUGAAGAAUAAUUUUCACAUAGUCAAUGUGCUAACCCCCGCACCCUUCUUAAAAAUUUAGAUUGCUAUGGUCUUGUUUUCA
This is a messenger RNA of Trifolium pratense (red clover), 1882 nucleotides long. RefSeq lists its product as uncharacterized. NCBI's taxonomy places the organism in Eukaryota, Viridiplantae, Streptophyta, Magnoliopsida, Fabales, Fabaceae. The record is from RefSeq and is a predicted model, not a curated record. The transcript is spliced from 5 exons. Bases 179 to 1723 code for a protein of 514 amino acids.